This is a messenger RNA of Cantharellus anzutake, 491 nucleotides long. RefSeq lists its product as uncharacterized. The coding region runs from base 7 to 288 and encodes 93 amino acids. The transcript is spliced from 4 exons. The record is from RefSeq and is a predicted model, not a curated record. NCBI's taxonomy places the organism in Eukaryota, Fungi, Basidiomycota, Agaricomycetes, Cantharellales, Hydnaceae.
CAACAAAUGGCACAAGGCAAAACUAGGCUUGCCCACAAAAAAUCUUCAGGAGGGCGUUCCGACAACGGGAAGUAUGCCAAAAAGGGCCGUCGAGUAGUCGCUCCAAAGGCAGCAGCAGCUGUCAAGCAACAUGCCUUACAGAAGAAACUCACUGCGAAGAUUGGCAGCUCCAUUGAGAAGCAAAUGGUUGCCGCCGCUUCUUCCGGAAAGCUCACAAUAAUGAAGAACGUCCUUGAUCAGCCGAGUACCUCGAAAACAAGCAGCAAGGAUUCAGUUAAGAGAAAGUAAUUCCCACGACCAGUAUAAAUAUUGGAGACUCUCGCUUGCUGUCACACUGCAGUCUCAGCAGACACGACCCCGUGCCCAUGUCAGCAUUUGUAUCCACCAGGCCGCAACAUGAUCAAGGUGUUCAGUUCCUCAUGAGGUAUGAUGUUGCAAUGAAAAUGAAAAUGCUCUUUGUAAUUAUGCGGACCAAGCGUAAUAAGUAUAGG